AUGACCAGAGUCGACGUCCCAGCCGGCGCCUCAUUGAAAAUGAACCUCGUCGCUCCGCCAUCCCCGUCGAAGCCGAAGCCGGCCACGAUGCCCCUGCGCAUCAUCACCCAUAAUAUUCGCUACGCAACCGGCAACCCCGUCAUCGGCGAGCGCCCCUGGUCCGUCCGCUGUCCUAGGCUCAUCUCCCAGCUUGGCUUCAUCACCGCUGGCCAUGAGAGCCCCUUCAUCUGCCUCCAGGAGUGCCUCCACGGACAGAUUCAGGACAUCCAGGCGCAGCUGGGCGAGAGUUGGGCACAUAUCGGGCGUGGGCGUGGGCAGGGCCCCCGGGACGGCGAGUUCUCGCCCAUCUUCUACCGCCCGGGGACGUGGUCCUGCGAGCGCCAGGAGACGCGCUGGCUCAGCAAGACCCCCGACAGGCCGUCGCGGGGUUGGGAUGCCGUGCUCAACCGCAUCGUCACAAUGGGCGAGUUUUCGCACGUCGUGACAGGGACACGCGUCAUCGUCAUGAGCACUCACUUUGACCAUAUCGGCGUCAAGGCUCGCCAGCACAGCGCGGAGCUGCUCAUCAAGUUCGCCAAAGAGUGGAGCGUCGAGGGUGACGGACCCGCUGCCUCCGUCGCGCUCAUCGGCGGAGACUUCAACAGCGAGCCUUCCGACGGGGCGUACAAGGCCAUGACGGCGCCAGACUCGGGGAUGGCGGACAUCUCGGACCUCGUCCCGGAGAGCCGGCAUUAUGGGAACCACAUUACGUACACGAGCUUUGGGGAGCCGCGGGAGGUACCGAAGCGGAUCGACUUCCUCUUCAUCCAGGAACCCCGGACUGCACAAGUCAAUACGUUUGGCGUCCUGGCAAACAGCUUCGAUGAUCAAAUCCGCGUGUCAGACCAUCGGCCUGUCGUGGCAGACCUGGAUAUUGUAAUUUGA
This is a messenger RNA of Ilyonectria robusta, 924 nucleotides long. RefSeq names its product endonuclease/Exonuclease/phosphatase. Gene Ontology annotation, molecular function: 3'-5'-RNA exonuclease activity. The coding region runs from base 1 to 924 and encodes 307 amino acids. The record is from RefSeq and is a predicted model, not a curated record. NCBI's taxonomy places the organism in Eukaryota, Fungi, Ascomycota, Sordariomycetes, Hypocreales, Nectriaceae. The transcript has a single exon.